This is a messenger RNA of Drosophila rhopaloa, 2957 nucleotides long. RefSeq lists its product as uncharacterized. Bases 624 to 2636 code for a protein of 670 amino acids. Gene Ontology annotation, cellular component: cytoplasmic vesicle membrane. The transcript is spliced from 6 exons. The record is from RefSeq and is a predicted model, not a curated record. Lineage: Eukaryota; Metazoa; Arthropoda; Insecta; Diptera; Drosophilidae.
GUGCGCGCUCCCACGUCCGAGGCUAACGGUGAAUUCCGCUUUGCACUGUGCUUCGCAUUUCACCACCCCUAUUUCCCACCCCUGCAUCCUUAUAUCCUUCUGCUGCUGAUACUGUUGUUGUUGUUUUCUAUAUGCCUCAAAUUUUCGGGUUAACAACAAUUACAAGGGCUUAAUUGCACAUCUUCCAUAAUUUCAAGUGUUUGCUUUCUAAACUUAAAUUGUAAACGGAAAAAAAAGAGUGGCGUCACACGAAAAGAAAAUUUUCUUUGGCGUCGUUUGUCAGCAGCAACAACAAGCGCAAACGCACAAAAGCAUGCUACGCUAAAAUACAUUUGGCGUCUAUCAAGGACAAAACAAACGUUGUUUGUGUGAGUGCAACCGCAACAACAACAAUAGCAAAAACAGCAUGUGGCACAAAUAACGAAAGACAAAAGUAUCAACAACAAGAAAAAAAUAGAUAGGAAAACAAAACAAAAGUCAGGAACAAAUCACACACGAGGGCCAAAAACAAACGGAGGCUGCACAAAAAAAAACGAAAAAAGAUAAGGACAACACAAGACAUUUGGCGCCAGCUCGGGCAGCGACUGCGACUGAGACCGCGACGUCGACUGAGGCAGUGAGCCAUGUGGCUCCAUCCCGCUCCCCCUCACACGGUGGCGCUGCAGUGGAUCCUACUCUCCUUCUUCCUCCUUUUGGCGCUGCCAGCGAACGUGUCGGCUAGAUUUUGCGAGGGCUGCAGCCAGGGCUGCUGCACCCAGGGUUGUUGUCCACCGUACCAGGGCGGGCCACGCCCCCUGCCACCGCCCUCGGACUCUCACGUUCUUAACCUGUUCUUUGCAACCCACUGGUUUUUCUGGUGCGUGGUUGUGGCCAUUAUCUUGGCCAUCCUGUGUGCCUACUCACUAUGGAAGAAGCGGAGGACUCUGUGUGGUUGGGGAUUCAACGAGCACCACACCCAAUCCGAGGGCGAUUCCGCCGGUUCCUGCUACGCGCCUCCGCAAUAUAGUCGCUGCAACUCGUUCCACCAUCCGCCGCCGCCCUACACGGAGGUGACCUCCAAACCGGAUCUGUAUCCGCUGGUCUUCACCUGCAACAGCGACUCGGGCAAUGGCAAGGGCAACGGCAGCUCCAGCUACCUGAUGGUGCAGUACUUCCGGAACUACAUUGUCCGGCCGGCGGCGGGGGGAUCCCUGAGUGCGGCCAGCACCGUGGACUCCCUGAGCUCCAGCUUCAUCUGCAAUGCGAACGAGGCGAAUACCCUGGUGCCACCGCCAUAUUCCCGGGCAGCCAGUCCGGAAUUGGGGCUGCAUCACUACGUGGCGCAUGCCCAUGCCCACGGACAUGGCACUGCCCACCUGAGAUCAAUGGAUCAGGGGGCGCCACACCAGGUGCCAAGUGUUCCGCUGGCCUCCGUGCACUACGCCAUGCCGAGAUCGGCAUCCCAGCUGGUGGAAACGGACGCCUAUCAACCGAGACUGAUGCCCGCCCAGGCGCAGCACUAUGCCACCGUGGCACUGGGCAGUGCCCCUGGCGGAGGUGCCCUCUACAGCACUCGGUUGCAUGCCUCCCACGAGGAGGGAGUGGGCGUGGGCUACCUCCAAUCCCAGAGCGACCAGCACUUCCGGUACAUGGCGAAUAGCAGCAGCAGCCUCAGCGACAUCUUUGUGAACAACAGCUGUGUGGCAGGUAUGCUGCCAGAGAGUGGAGGAGUCGGCGGUGCCUCGCAAAGCGCGGAGAGUGGAGCAGCCACGCAGGCUGCCUCGCUGAACAGCCUGGCCAUGGGCGGCUUGGGAGGAUCGGUUACGGGUGGCCCCGGAGCUUCGGGGGGAUCUGGCACACCGAUUAUCUACAGCAAUGGCUGCAUUCAGCCCAAUCCGCUGCACAGCCUGGAGAACUGCUGCCAGCCGUCGGCCCAGGUGUCGGGAGUGAGUAGUCUGGCCAACAUUGGGACACCGGGAUCGCCGCCGCAGGCCACCAGUCCGACGGGCGAAGUGCGUGAGAUUCUCGACCAGAUACGCCAGCUGCAGGCGGGCGUUAGCUACGAACAACUUCUGCUCAGCGGUACUGGGGCCAAACCCCGGCUGCAGCACACGCUAUCGACGCCCUCGAACUCCCAGCAGCUGCUGCAGCCCAUCCUGACCACAUCCGCAUCCCUUUCCGGCGGCAGCAGUGGGCGGAGUAAAAAGUUCUUCACCUCCGGCAGCAAAACGCAGCCGAACAAGGCUCUGUACAUACCCAUGGCGGCCAUCGGUGGAACCGGUUCGGGAUCGGGAGCCCAGCGCUGUGUGCUCAAGAGUCCUGUGAGCAGUGUGGUGAGCGGUGCUAGCUUCUUUGUGAACCGGGGACGAGUGGCCCGCAAGGGUUGGAUCACACGAUCGGCGCCCACGACUCCGGGCAGCGGGCUGCCCCCCAAUCGCCUGGGUGACGACAGUCCUCUGCUGCUCAAUGAGCACGAUGAGGAUGCCAUCGACGAUGAGGAGGAGGAUGAGGAGCGGGAUCAGAAUCAGGAUCGGGAUCGGGAUCGGGAUCGGGAGGAUACCGAUACCGAAACGGAGGCGGAGGUCAGGAACCAUCAUCGGCAGCAUCGCCAUCAUCAUCGUGGUCAUCGCAGCCAUCGCCGUGGACAGCUUGAAUAAUAGUGGGCGUGGUCGUUGGAAUCACCAGUGUCAUUUAGUAGUUGUUGUUGUAGCUCAAGGUUCUCCUUUAGACAUAAGCUUUUAAACGAAAGUGGAGAAAUGUUUGGGAGUCGGCAGCACGCUUCUAAGUCUGAAGAAUCCCAAAAAAAAAACAAAAGGAUAAGAAAUGUCGGUAAAGUCUAAAUUCCAUUUAGCAUAACAAAAUUCUGUAGUAUUUUUACGAGUCAAGACAUUUACAAAACUAAUAACUAUAUUUAUUUAAUUAUUCUUUAAUUUAAUUUUAAUUUUUCCCUUUUAGGGUUUGUGAGUUCUUAAAUUUGU